CUGGCGGUCACGAGGCCAAUCGUGAAUGUUUUCAAGAUAGAUGGGUCAGCGUCUGGCAUGACAGUCAAGAUGCCAGCCGUCUUCUCGGCCCCUCUGCGUAGCGAUUUGUUGAACACUGUUCACGAUCAGAUGCGCAAAAACUCCCGGCAGCCGUAUGCGGUGAGCGCAAAGGCUGGCCAUCAAACGUCAGCGGAAUCCUGGGGUACCGGUAGAGCGGUGGCCCGUAUUCCCCGGGUCCGCGGUGGUGGUACUCAUCGAUCCGGACAGGGUGCCUUCGGUAAUAUGUGCCGUGGUGGCCAUAUGUUUGCUCCAACUAAGGUGUGGCGUCAUUGGCACCGGCGAAUCAAUGUACAGCAGCGCCGGUACGCUAUGUGCUCAGCCAUAGCGGCGACUGGUGUCCCUGCAUUGGUUAUGGCUCGAGGUCACCGGAUUGAUCGUGUCCCCGAAUUGCCUUUGGUCUUGUCUGAUGAACUCGAGUCCAUCAAGAAAACCAAGGAGGCCGUAAAGGUAUUAAAGUCGAUUAAAGCCUGGUCCGACAUCCAAAAAGUAUAUAAUUCACAGCGUUUCCGUGCUGGUCGCGGUAAGAUGCGCAAUCGGCGUCGCAUCCAAAAGCGUGGUCCUAUUGUUAUUUAUCGGAAAGACGAUGGUAUCACUCGAGCCUUCAGAAAUAUCCCCGGGGUUACGCUCAUCCGAGUUAGCGCGCUCAAUAUUCUUAAGCUUGCCCCUGGAGGUCAUAUGGGAAGACUGGCCAUCUGGACGGCCGGUGCAUUCCACCAGUUGGAUAAAAUCUAUGGUACCUGGAAAACACCAAGUGUGAAGAAAUCCGGCUUCCAUCUACCAAUGCCGAAAAUGACCAACGCAGAUCUCGGACGUCUUCUGCAUUGUCGAGAGAUAACAUCCAUCCUGCGACCUCGUUUGAUGCACUUCCAGCGUCCUGGAUCGAAAGUCAAGAAAAAUCCAUUGAAGAACCUACAGGUAAGGUGA
Molecule: messenger RNA, 984 nt
Organism: Echinostoma caproni
Lineage: Eukaryota; Metazoa; Platyhelminthes; Trematoda; Plagiorchiida; Echinostomatidae
Source: the annotation of a GenBank genome assembly